AUGCAACAACGCUCUAAACAUAACGCUCAUACCCCAACUCGCACUCCAUCUGACAAUGUCAGUCAACGCGUCAAUUCUAAUAACCCCAGUAAUAAUACUAACUCCGUCACAAACGCUAAUAGUAAUGGUUCUGUUGUAGAUAACAGAGAUUCUCAGCAGCAAAAAGGUCUGGAAUGGAUGCUUGGUCUUUCUAUCCGAGUGAAAACUUCGACUGAUGACGAGUAUGAGGGUCAGAUUUAUGCUUAUGAUCCAAAUGCAAUACCUCCAGGUGCCAAUUCUAGUGGAUCUCAAAAAUACGAUUUUCGAAUUUUAAAAAUUAACUUUCUUAAAGAUGUGAUCCAACUUCCUAAUCGUAAAUCUUCUGCUGAUGCCAAGGAAUUACAAUCGGUUAAGGAUACACACGUUGCGUUGGCAAAAAUUGGUGUGGGUGUGACACAAGAGGCUCAGGACAUUUUUGAUGCAAUGAGCAAGACGGUGAGAAAAGAAGAUUGGCAAGUGGGCGUAGAGAUGCAAACGGUUGGCUUGGUUCAACUAACGGCUUAUUUAGCUAUUGCACGACAAACCGCUCGUAAUCUACUAGGUGCAAAAAGUAGUACUACUGUAUUAGGACAUCAUGCAACUAGUGGUUUUUCGAAUAGAGGUGCUAAAACCUCAACUAAUGCAACUACCUCAACUAAUAUGAGUCGAAGACCUUACAGUUCACUUUCUCAAACAAAUCAGUCCGACCUUUUUAAUAGUGGAAUAAGUGGUAGUAGUAGUUCUGAGUCUGGUAUACAACAAAGACCACUAGAUCUUAGACAAGAACAACUUUAUAUUAGAGAAUAUAAUGAUCUACUAAUGCUAUUGAAACAAAGAGGUCUUCCACGAGAAGUUGAACGUCGUUUCGAAGAAAUGAAAAGAUCUGGUGUACAACCAACUACAUUCACUUACAAUUUAAUCCUCGAUACGGUAGCUGGAUUUCGAAAUGAAAAUAAUAAUUUGGAUAAAUUAAUUCAAUAUUAUGAUGAAAUGAUUCGAGAUAAUGUAAAACCUAAUCUAUCAACUUAUAACAUAAUGAUCAAAACUCUAUGUAAAAGAGAUCUUGAAAUUCAAACUAAAUUAUAUCGUUUAAAAAAAAGAGCAAAUAUGGGUGUUAAUUUGAAAGCAAUUGAAUCUCUUGAAAAAGAAAAUUGUAUCGAUUUGGCUUUUCAACUUUUUAAAAAAAGUAUAGAUAUUCAUGGUUAUUAUUAUGAAGCUGAUUUAUGUGAUGCUUUAUUACGUUCUCUUGCUCCUUAUGGUAGAAUAGAAGAAGGUUUAACGGUAUUUGAAUAUAUGGAAACCCGUGAAAUAGUAUCUCCUUAUACUUUUGGUUAUUUAAUAUCAAUGUAUAGUCAUGUUGGUGAUAUAGAAAGUUCUAUAGAAUGUUUUAAAGAAUAUAAAAAACUUGCUCCAAAUUUGACUGGAAAACAUGAACCUUUGGCCGUAUAUAAUCAAAUGAUUUCCGCUUAUGUUCGUUGUAAUAAUGUAAAAGGUGCUAUUGAAAUUUUAGAAAAAGAGAUUCCUGAGAUUGGUCUUGUACCUGAUGAAUGGAGUUAUUUUUACCUUAUCAGAGAUUUAUGUGAUAGUAAUAAGACUGAAAUAGCUCAAGAAUGGUUUGACAAGAUGAAAAAUGUUGAUUCAAUACCAAAUCCAUUUAAUUUGAUAUACGAUACUAUGUUGAUGCAAUAUUCUUUAAUUGGUGAUUAUUCAAAUGCUUCAAAAAUUUAUCAAGAAAUGAAAGACAUAAAUUUAUGUCCUCGAUAUUCGGAAAUGUCUUUAUAUUUACAUUUAACUCUCAAACAUGAUCCUGAUAGAGUUUUAAAUCUCUUGGAUGAUAUGUAUAAAGGUUAUUUAGUUACGGAUCUCAAUUUAACAAAAAGUAUUAUGAAUCAUUUCGUUCAAGCUCAAAAACCAGAAAAAGCUCUUAUCGCUCUUAUCAAGAUUAAAGCUCUUACUGAUCAUCAUACAAACAGUUCAUCGAAUAGGUCGAAUAGUCCAACAAUGUCUUUGGAUGAUUAUAUCAUAACAUUGUUAAAUGAUCCGAAUCUUUCACUUAAAGGCGCUAUUGAUGGAAAAUUUCAACUUUUAGAUUAUGGAUAUUCUAAAAUAUUAAAUUUCAAUAAGACCAUAUUCAUGAAAUAUGACAAGAUUAAAAACAAUGGUGAUAUAGUACCAAGUUUGAAAGAACUUGAUGGUCAACAUAUAUUUGGGCUCUUUGAUAAUGCAACUUCUUUAUAUAAUUUACAUAUCGCAAAGGAUGAAUUUAACGCAAGAGUAUUUGAACUUGUAGAAGAUUUAAAGUUGUGUGGAAUUACAUUACCAUACAGAACCUUUACGAAAGUUCAUCAUCAUUAUAUGGAAGCAGGGGAUCUCGAAGGUGCUGAAAAAUGGAAAGAAAUAGCAUCAGCAGUUUUAACCACUAAAGAUUCUAUUAUCAAAGAAUCUUCACAAAAAUCACUUCGUCAACCUACUAUCGAAGAAAUUAAUCGAUCUUCAGAAAUAUCACAAUUAUGUAAAACUCAUGAAAUUAAUCCAGUUCUUUUGUUAAGUGAAUUUCAUAAAAUGCUUAAAGAAGAUUUAAUACCUACACCUGAAUUAGUUAGUCAAGCAAUUAGAAAUUUAGGAAAAAGUAAGAAUGUAAAAGAAGCUGAAGAAUUAUAUCAACUUUCACUAGAAUUCUUUAAAAAGUUGGACCCAUCAGUAUGUACAAACGGAUUAAAUUGGGCACGUAAUAGUAUGCUUAUAGCAUAUGCUAGUAAUGGUCAAUUGGAUAAGGCGUAUCAAAUUUACAAUGAAAUUUUUGCACUUGGGUAUCAACCAGAUGCUAAUGCAUAUGCUGAUCUUUUGGUUGCCGAAAGUAAUAGAGAUCCUGAUGAAGCUGCAACAGCUAUAAAAUUAUACGAUGAAAUAAAACGUUACAAUAUAAAACCAACGCUUUAUUUCUAUAAUGUAUUAAUUAGUAAACUUGGAAAGGCUCGAAAGUAUGAUGCGGUUUGGGAAGCAUUCAAAGAUAUGAAAAGACGUAGAAUUCAACCCAAUUCUAUUACUUAUGGCGCGUUAAUCACAGCUUGUACUCGUGUGAAAUCGGAGGACAAAGCUUUAAUGGUAUUAAGAGAAAUGGAACAAUCAAAAUCGUUUCAACCACGAAUUGGACCUUAUAAUACAUUAAUGCAAUUUUAUACAUGGGAUCUUCAUGAUAGAGAAAAAGCUCUUAAAUAUUUUGGGGAAAUUAAUCGACACAAUUUAAGACCUUCUGAUCAUACAUACAAGUUAUUGAUUGAUGCAUAUUCGACUAUUGAACCUUAUGAUAUGAAGUCUGCUUUAAAUGUGUUUGAACAAAUGAAACGAGAUGGUGUUACACCACAACCAACACAUUAUGCAUCCCUUAUUUAUGCUUAUGGAUGUUGUCAUCGAGAUGUACAGAAUGCACUUCAAACAUUUAAUACCAUGCAAAGUGCAUUCAAUAUUCGACCGGAUCAAAGUGCGUAUCAAGCAUUAUUUGAUGCUCUAAUUGCCAAUGAUCGUAUCGUAGAAGCUGAAGAGUAUUACGAUGUUAUGUUAAUGCAAGGUGAUGUCAAAUCUACUGCAUAUAUUGAGAAUUUGUUUAUUCGAGGAUAUGGGCAAUUAGGGCAAUGGGAACGUGCUGAAACAGUGUUUAAUAAUAUGAAAGAUUCUGAUGAUUUAAAUAAUGAAAGUGUACCAAGGGAACCAAGUACGUACGAAGAGAUGGUAAAAGCAUAUGUUAUCAAUGGACAAAUUGAAAAAGCUAAAGAAGUUGCAAAUAUACUGGAACAUAAAAAUUUUCCGGAAAUUGUUAAAAAUAAUAUAGCAAAUUUAUUACAUUAA
Molecule: messenger RNA, 3864 nt
Organism: Racocetra fulgida
Lineage: Eukaryota; Fungi; Glomeromycota; Glomeromycetes; Diversisporales; Gigasporaceae
Source: the annotation of a GenBank genome assembly